AUGGUCGGCAACAAGCACAAGAAUGGCAUCAUCUGCACGUAUCCGCACUGCAACAAGACGAUGCGCACGCAAAAGUUCAAGAUGCACUUCGUGAGGGCGCACCUGAAGAACGGAGAGGACUACUCCGUCGAGCACCGACGUCGGUACGAAGUCGCGCGGGAAGAGACCGCUCGUCAAGCGGUCGAGGCCACGAACCCAACCGAUGGGCUGACUGCGGCUGGUUCGCCAGUACUCCUUCCAAUAGCGACAACAGCAACGACAACAGCAACAAUAACAGAAGGAGAAGAAGGAGCAGAAGGAGCAGCAACAAGAGAUGGGGACGUUCCCAGUGUGGACGUCACGUCUUUACCGUCUUCAAGAUCACCCGUUCGAAACAAGACUUCCGUGACGUCGUACUCCAAGUCGGCAGCUGGCACAGUGGGGCAGAGCCAGCAGCUGCCACUGCCGGUGCAAGCGGAAGGGGUCGAAGUGAAGCGAGAGGAAACGAGCGACCCAUCCAGCACGCCAACUCCUAUUCGUGGCGGUGUUUCUACUGCUGCACCGAGUGGGCACGCAGGGGAGCAAGCACGAGGCAGCAAACGCUCAGCAGCAGCAUCGACGGUAGAGGUGUCUGCUGAGCAUGUCGACCCAACGAGUGCGCUAAUGAUGCAGUUUGUUGCACUCAUGGACCAGCGGUUUCAGGAGCUUGUGGGAAAGAUGGGCGAAAUGAUCGAUGUACAGAAGGAGUUGAUCGAUACCUUGCAGGCCAGUAACCCACAUGGAAAAGCACCAGCGUCGGCAUUCUCGCACGCUAUUGAUGUCGUGAUGAAACGACGCAAGAAAAACACAACACCUUGUGAUAAGGAGAGCCUGGGUGAAGACGGUGCUGGCAGAAGCCAUAGCGACACGGACGGCACUGGACAUUCUAGCAGCGGCUUCGAGUUGUAG
This is a messenger RNA of Hyaloperonospora brassicae, 927 nucleotides long. The record is from the annotation of a GenBank genome assembly. Lineage: Eukaryota; Oomycota; Peronosporomycetes; Peronosporales; Peronosporaceae.